ACCUCGUGCCCUACUAGUAGUUGCCAGUAGUUGCCACCAUUUACUGUGGCGCUCCUCUAGGACAAAUCAUGUCAUAUGAGUUAGAUCAGUGACACAGUCCUUGUUGUUAUUUAUGGUUAAUUUUAAAUAAAAGUAAACAUUUACAAUAUAAACUUCAUAGCUAUAAAGUAGUAUGUAACAGUAAUAGAUACACUUUACAAUACGUUUAAAAUGUGAAGUUGUAAAAUACGAUUAACAUUAAUGCUAACGAUAUUAUUUAGAGUUGCUUUGUUGUUGAUGGUAUCAUAAUACUUCGACACAGAGUUAAUAAUUCGUGCCUUCGUCGCAAAUAUUUUCUUUUAUUCAAAAGCUAUAAAGUUAUAUUAAGAUAUGUCAGCCACAGCUACUACAGCCACCCUUCAGGUUGAAGAAGAAUAUGAAGAGUAUAAUCCACAAGCAAAAUUAAUAAAAACUCUUGAAAGAAAUGGUAUAACAGCUGGAGAUAUAAAAAAGUUAGAAGAAGCAGGUUACUAUACUGUAGAAGCUGUAGCUUAUGCUCCUAAAAAGCACUUAAUUAACAUCAAAGGGAUUAGCGAAGCUAAAGCAGAUAAGAUUCUACAAGAAGCUUCAAAAUUAGUUGUGAUGGGCUUUAAAAGUGCUACAGAAAUUCAUCAAACACGUUCACAUAUCGUUUUUGUAACUACUGGCUCUACAGAAUUAGAUAGACUAUUGGGAGGUGGUAUAGAGACUGGUUCUAUUACAGAAAUUUUUGGAGAAUUUAGGUCCGGCAAAACUCAGUUGUGUCAUACAUUAGCAGUCAAUUGUCAGUUACCUAUAGAUAUGGGUGGUGCAGAAGGAAAAUGUCUUUAUAUAGACACAGAAGGAACUUUUAGACCUGAAAGGUUGAUUGCUGUUGCAGAAAGAUACAAUGUUGCAGGGGAUAAUGUUUUAGACAAUGUAGCUUGUGCAAGAGCAUACAAUACAGAUCACCAAACACAGUUAUUAAUUCAGGCUAGUGCCAUGAUGACAGAAUCCAGAUAUGCAUUACUGAUAGUAGACAGUGCAACUGGUCUGUAUAGGACUGAUUAUUCUGGGAGAGGAGAACUAGCUGUUAGACAAAUGCAUUUGGCUAGGUUCCUUAGAAUGCUGCUGAGAAUAGCCGAUGAACAUGGUGUUGCUGUUGUUAUAACCAACCAAGUUGUUGCACAGGUCGAUGGUGCUGCAAGUAUGUUUGGUGGAGAUCAGAAAAAACCAAUUGGCGGUAAUAUUUUGGCACAUGCAAGUACUACAAGACUGUAUUUGCGCAAAGGCAGAGGGGAAACUAGAAUAUGUAAAAUUUAUGAUUCACCCUGUUUACCAGAGAGUGAAGCAAUGUUUGCUAUAAAUGCAGAUGGAAUUGGAGAUGUUAAAGAAUAGUAUUAUGUUUAUUUUCUAUAAAUUUUUGUAUCCAUAUGAAAAGGCUUCCCAAUGUGACUUCCUUCCUAUUUAUAUGUUAAACUUCAGGGAAAUGUAAUUUGUUUUAAUAAUUCAGUUAAGUUGCCUUUACAUAUUAUAUAAGAAAAAGCAAAUAAAUAAGAAUAAAAAACGAAAAAUGGGAAACAUAUGACAACACGUGAAACGCGUACAUACGCUCAUGAAAUCACAAAAAAUAUGAU
Colletes gigas is the source of this 1634-nucleotide messenger RNA. Its product is annotated as DNA repair protein RAD51 homolog A-like. Bases 370 to 1395 code for a protein of 341 amino acids. Gene Ontology annotation, biological process: reciprocal meiotic recombination; chromosome organization involved in meiotic cell cycle; mitotic recombination-dependent replication fork processing. Lineage: Eukaryota; Metazoa; Arthropoda; Insecta; Hymenoptera; Colletidae. The transcript has 2 exons. Gene Ontology annotation, cellular component: condensed nuclear chromosome. The record is from RefSeq and is a predicted model, not a curated record. Gene Ontology annotation, molecular function: ATP hydrolysis activity; double-stranded DNA binding; ATP binding.